CCGUCAAUCACGAGGGGAGACUCCAAACAGUGAGCCUGGAGCUGGGGAACAGCGUUUACCGGCGGAGCGGCCGGUUUUAUGACUGAAGCUAUGGCUACAGAUUCUCCUAGAAGACCCAGUCGUUGUACUGGUGGAGUUGUGGUUCGCCCUCAGGCUGUCACAGAGCAGUCCUACAUGGAAAGUGUUGUAACUUUUCUUCAGGAUGUUGUGCCACAGGCUUACAGUGGAACAUCUUUAACAGAAGAAAAGGAGAAAAUAGUCUGGGUCAGAUUUGAAAAUGCAGAUUUAAAUGAUACAUCAAGAAAUCUGGAAUUUCAUGAAAUACAUAGCACUGGGAAUGAGCCACCACUGCUGGUUAUGAUUGGCUACAGUGAUGGAAUGCAAGUCUGGAGCAUCCCUAUUAGUGGAGAAGCACAGGAGCUCUUCUCUGUUCGACAUGGCCCAAUUCGAGCAGCUAGAAUCUUGCCUGCUCCACAGUUUGGUGGUCAAAAAUGUGAUAACUUUGCAGAAAAAAGACCCCUUCUUGGUGUGUGUAAGAGCAUUGGAUCUUCCGGGACAAGCCCACCUUAUUGUUGUGUGGAUCUAUAUUCACUUCGUACUGGAGAGAUGGUCAAGUCCAUUCAGUUUAAAACACCUAUUUAUGACCUCCACUGCAACAAGCGGAUCCUCGUCGUAGUCUUGCAGGAGAAAAUCGCUGCCUUUGAUAGCUGUACUUUCACAAAAAAAUUUUUUGUCACAAGUUGUUAUCCUUGCCCUGGGCCAAAUAUGAAUCCUAUUGCUCUUGGGAGUCGCUGGCUUGCUUAUGCAGAAAACAAGUUGAUUCGAUGUCAUCAGUCCCGUGGUGGAGCCUGUGGAGACAACAUUCAGUCUUAUACUGCCACAGUCAUUAGUGCUGCUAAAACACUGAAAAGUGGCCUGACGAUGGUUGGGAAAGUGGUGACUCAGCUGACUGGCACACUGCCCUCAGGUGUGACAGAAGAUGAUAUUACCAUCCACAGUAACUCACGACGGAGUCCUUUGGUCCCAGGCAUCAUCACAGUCAUUGACACUGAAACAGUUGGCGAGGGUCAGGUGCUAGUGAGUGAAGAUUCUGACAGUGAUGGCAUUGUGGCCCACUUUCCUGCCCACGAGAAGCCAGUGUGCUGUAUGGCUUUUAAUACAAGUGGAAUGCUUUUAGUCACAACAGACACACUUGGCCAUGACUUUCACGUCUUCCAAAUUCUGACACAUCCUUGGUCCUCAUCACAAAGUGCUGUCCACCAUCUGUACACUCUUCACAGGGGUGAAACUGAAGCUAAGGUACAGGACAUCUGCUUCAGCCAUGACUGUCGUUGGGUUGUGGUCAGUACCCUCCGGGGUACUUCUCAUGUUUUCCCCAUCAACCCUUAUGGUGGCCAGCCUUGUGUUCGUACACAUAUGUCACCACGAGUAGUUAAUCGCAUGAGCCGUUUCCAGAAAAGUGCUGGACUGGAAGAAAUUGAACAAGAACUGACGUCAAAGCAAGGAGGCCGCUGUAGUCCUGUUCCAGGCCUAUCAAGCAGCCCUUCUGGCUCACCCCUGCAUGGAAAACUGAACAGCCAAGACUCUUACAACAACUUUACCAACAAUAAUCCUGGAAACCCCCGGCUCUCUCCUCUCCCCAGCUUGAUGGUAGUGAUGCCUCUUGCUCAAAUCAAGCAGCCAAUGACAUUGGGGACCAUCACCAAACGAACAGGCAAAGUUAAACCACCUCCACAAAUUUCACCCAGCAAAUCGAUGGGCGGAGAAUUUUGUGUGGCUGCUAUCUUUGGGACAUCCAGGUCAUGGUUUGCAAAUAAUGCAGGUCUUAAAAGAGAAAAAGAUCAGUCCAAACAAGUCGUAGUUGAAUCUCUCUACAUUAUCAGUUGCUAUGGAACCUUGGUGGAGCACAUGAUGGAGCCUCGACCCCUCAGCACUGCUCCCAAGAUUAGUGAUGACACUCCACUGGAAAUGAUGACAUCACCUCGAGCCAGCUGGACUCUGGUUAGAACGCCUCAGUGGAAUGAAUUGCAACCACCAUUUAAUGCAAACCACCCUCUGCUCCUUGCUGCAGAUGCAGUACAGUAUUAUCAGUUCCUACUUGCUGGCUUGGUUCCCCCUGGAAGUCCUGGACCCAUCACUCGACAUGGGUCCUAUGACAGUUUAGCAUCUGACCAUAGUGGACAAGAAGAUGAAGAAUGGCUUUCGCAGGUUGAAAUUGUUACACACACUGGACCCCACAGACGGCUGUGGAUGGGUCCACAGUUCCAGUUCAAAACCAUCCACCCCUCAGGCCAAACCACAGUCAUAUCCUCCAGUUCAUCUGUGUUGCAGUCUCAUGGUCCAAGUGACACUCCACAACCUCUUUUGGAUUUUGAUACAGAUGACCUUGAUCUCAACAGUCUCAGGAUCCAGCCAGUCCGCUCUGACCCAGUCAGCAUGCCAGGGUCAUCCCGCCCAGUCUCUGAUCGAAGGGGAGUUUCCACAGUGAUUGAUGCUGCCUCAGGUACCUUUGACCGGAGUGUGACCCUGCUGGAGGUGUGCGGGAGCUGGCCUGAGGGCUUCGGGCUGCGGCACAUGUCCUCCAUGGAGCACACAGAGGAGGGCCUCCGGGAGCGGCUCGCUGAUGCCAUGGCUGAGUCACCAAGCCGGGACGUCGUGGGAUCAGGAACAGACACAGCCCUUGAAGUAGCAGUAAAAAACAUCACCCCUGAGAGACACGUGGCUGUGAAGUGUUUGGGGAAAAAAAAAGGAAAAAAAAAACAAUGCCAACAGCCCAGCGUCCGUGAGCAACCCAACAGUAACAAAGCAUGCGUUCGGGAUGGAGGAAGAACUUCAGCGAGAGGGAAGCAUCGAGACUCUGAGUAACAGCUCAGGUUCCACCAGCGGCAGCAUCCCCAGAAAUUUUGAUGGCUACCGAUCUCCGCUCCCCACCAAUGAGAGCCAGCCCCUCAGCCUCUUUCCCACCGGCUUCCCGUAGGUACCAGCAACCUGCUUCCAACUGGCCGGCCCACUCACCCACUGGAGGGAGGGGGAGAAGCCCCCCUCUGGUCCUGCCCUUCAGUCUGCUCCUCUUUCAUCAACCACGUUCCCCAAGCUUAGUGACAACAGUCCCCCAUCCUACCUGGAUUGAGAAGAGACCCUUCUCUAAAGCACCUCAGCGCAUCCUGACCUCUACUGUUCCCGUCAGUGGGGGCUGUGGCCAAGAAAGACUGCGGAAGCUCAGUCCCCUUCUCCAUUUGCACAUGAUGUCCUGCAUUGGAUCCGCUUUUGUAUUUUCUAACCAUACCCACAGGGGCCUGGAACAGUGGCCAGAUCUUGGGGCCUGAGUGGGGAGAGGGUGGAUGGUCCAGCUGGGUAUUUUGGCCCUGAGUGGAUAGUCUCAGCCCCAGCCCACUUCAGGCUGUGAUACACACUGCCCCCAGCGUCCCUUGCUCAGCUCCCCUCCAGUAUGGGGUGAACUGAGGCCCAGAGUAAUAGGGGAGGAUGCUUUCCCCAUCAACUCAUGGGAAGAAUUUAUCUUUCUUAUCUUUAAGCCCUUUUACCCUGGUCCUGUGCUGUUCAGUGAAGGAAACUGUGGUUACUGAGGCCCUGUUGAAAAGUGCACGUCUUGUCCAAUAAAUCACGCUGCAAUUGGU
This is a messenger RNA of Marmota flaviventris (yellow-bellied marmot), 3635 nucleotides long. It is a transcript of the gene Bcas3, whose product is annotated as BCAS3 microtubule associated cell migration factor. Gene Ontology annotation, biological process: autophagy; response to starvation. Lineage: Eukaryota; Metazoa; Chordata; Mammalia; Rodentia; Sciuridae. Gene Ontology annotation, molecular function: protein binding. Gene Ontology annotation, cellular component: cytoplasm. The record is from RefSeq and is a predicted model, not a curated record.